AUGGUCUUCAUCCGGAGCUGGCUCACCACCCGAGUCCUGCUGCAAACGUGCAAGAUUCCCAGGAUUCCCCAGGCUCCCUGUGCGCUGAGGCUCCUGAACACAGAGACUGGGAAAGAGUCUGCAUCUUGGCUCCCGAGAAGGCUGCGUGGCAAGAGGCGGUCAGUGAUGGCAAUCUGCCUCCUGAUGGCCCUGUCUGCAGUGGUUGUCACCCGCUUCCCGCCCCUGCAUCCUGGUUCCACAGAACCCCAGGGGGGAACGGGUGUCUCUGUCCCCCACGGCUGGUUGGCUCUGAGCUGCAGCCGGAGGCAGCGGGCAAGGAGCCUGGGCUUGCGGAGAGGCCUGGCUCUGCCCCGGAAUUCCAGCUUGGCCUGUGCCGAGGAGCAAGGCCGCGGAGAGAGAGUGGACAGAAGCAAGCGUUCCCCAGGAGGGGACAGCAGGCGCCCUGGGAGAGUCAGGAGGGACAUGGCGUCAGCAGCUCCCGGAGGUUCAAGACUCAGCACUUGGCAUCUUGUACGACUGAGGGAGGAUGGGGCCAGGGGCCCAGGAGCUAGAGACCAUGGUCGCCCCUUGGCAGACAGUCCCACACACACAGAGAGGAGCACCCUGGUCAGCCAGCUCACAGAGAGUGAAAGGAACACUUUCCAGACUUGGAGGGCUACUGCUGGACCCUCUCUGCAGCCCCACCUGGCUGCAGGCAAGGAGUUCCCAGGAACUGAGAAGAGUCAACACGCAGGAGACCCCAGCCCAGCCUGGGGGGCUCCCUGGUGGCCUGGCUCUGUUGAGGAGUUGCAAGCAUCAGUCUGGUGUGGCACCGAGACCUCUGAGCUGUUGAUGGACAUGAGGACCAGUGGGCAGAUUCCCCCAUGGUUCACAGAGCAUGAUGUGCAGGUCCUUAGGCUGCUGGCCCAAGGAGAGGUGGUGGGCAAGGCCCGGGUGCCCGGCCACGGGCAGGUCCUGCAGGUUGGCCUCUCCACCGAGGGCGCCCUUCAGGACGUGCCUCCACCUGACCUCGGCCAGCGUUGCUCCCAAGGGCUCUGUGGCCUCAUCAAGCGGCCAGGGGACCUGCUGGAGGUCCUGUCCUUCCAUGUGGACAGGGUGCUGGGGCUGAAGCGGAGCCUGCCCGCCGUGGCCCGGCGUUUCCACAGCCCCCUGCUGCCCUAUCGCUACACGGAUGGGGGUGCCAGGCCCCUCAUCUGGUGGGCACCGGAUGUACAGCACCUGGCGGACCCUGACGAUGACCAGAACUCACUGGCCUUAGGCUGGCUGCAGUACCAAGGCCUGCUGGUGCAUGGUUGCGGCCAGCAGGGCCAGGCCCUGUGCAUGGGCAUCCACCGCACUGAGUGGUCCCGCUUGGCACUCUUUGACUUCCUGCUGCAGGUCCAUGACCGCCUGGAUCGCUACUGCUGCGGCUUUGAGCCUGAGCCCUUGGACCCCUGCGUGGAAGAGAGGCUCCGGGAGAAGUGCCGGAACCCGGCUGAGCUGCGGCUGGUUCACAUCCUGGUCCGGAGCAGCAACCCAUCUCAUCUGGUCUACAUCGAUAAUGCUGGAAACCUUCAUCACCCAGAAGACAAGCUGAACUUCCGGCUGCUGGAGGGCAUAGAUGGGUUUCCCGAGUCGGCUGUGAAGGUGCUCACAUCAGGGUGUCUACAGAACAUACUGCUCAAGUCACUGCGGACGGACCCGGUGUUCUGGGAAAGCCAGGGCGGGGCCCAGGGCCUGGAGCCGGUCCUCCAGACCCUGCAGCGGCGGGGACGGGCCCUGCUGGAGCACAUCCGGGUGCACAAGCUGACCCUCUUCAGGGAUGAGGACCCCUGA
This is a messenger RNA of Elephantulus edwardii (Cape elephant shrew), 1815 nucleotides long. RefSeq names its product family with sequence similarity 198, member A (gene GASK1A). Gene Ontology annotation, cellular component: Golgi apparatus. Lineage: Eukaryota; Metazoa; Chordata; Mammalia; Macroscelidea; Macroscelididae. The coding region runs from base 1 to 1815 and encodes 604 amino acids. The record is from RefSeq and is a predicted model, not a curated record. The transcript has 5 exons.